Musa acuminata subsp. malaccensis (wild Malaysian banana) is the source of this 682-nucleotide messenger RNA. Lineage: Eukaryota; Viridiplantae; Streptophyta; Magnoliopsida; Zingiberales; Musaceae. The record is from RefSeq and is a predicted model, not a curated record.
CUAUAUCAUGAAUUAUUAGUUUAUCUUUGGCAUCAUCUAAUGUUGCUUCCCGUGCAUGGCACACCAUUUUUGUGUCACAGGCUUCCUUCCUUUGGCUGCUACAGAUGGAGAUCCUCACACUCUCGUCGGCUAUGUCGUGACACGAGGAGGGGUGUGGAAUGUUCCACUCCAACUUUCCUGGAUGUUGGAGGUCUGGAGGGAGGGGUCGACCAUAAAAUGGGAUGCAAUGCAUCCACCCACAGAACCCUACACAGCAAAGCAUGAGGAGCACGGACAAACACAUGCACUCGAGUUCUUCUUUUGCCUGAGGAGAUCAAACCUUGUUGUCAUGUUGGCUUUGAGGUUCAAGCAUGGUCUCCACUCAGACUUUCUCCUUCAUGUUUCCUUCUGGAAACGAUUUCUGCAACGGGAGCUCGGACACUAUUGCUUAGAUUGAGCUCAUCUUGGACUCUCGGUUCCUCGUUCAGGGAUUCAGCCACCGAGUUAGCAGUUCGUCCUCUCGGUUUCAGGGAUUCAGCUUCCGAUCCUAAUCUGGAAAGAACUCAUUUGACUUGGUAAGAUUCCACAUUGAGAAUCGUCGUCAUUGGUGGGAGUUGAAGACGAUGAUUUGUCCUUCCUGAGAGAAACUUUGGGACGAGGUAACAUCCAUGAACGCCAAAAGUUCAGAUUGGCAGACAGCUUG